Solanum lycopersicum (tomato) is the source of this 424-nucleotide messenger RNA. RefSeq lists its product as uncharacterized. The record is from RefSeq and is a predicted model, not a curated record. Lineage: Eukaryota; Viridiplantae; Streptophyta; Magnoliopsida; Solanales; Solanaceae.
CUGAAUUUCAAUCAUCACCACAAUCAGAGAAGCAAAGAAGAAAAACAGAGAUAAAUUUUAGAAGGAAAAUAAAUCAGAAUGAGUUCAAGCAGAAGAGCGUGGAUAGUAGCAGCCAGUGUUGGAGCAGUAGAGGCCUUAAAAGAUCAAGUUGGAUUGUGUAGAUGGAAUUACCCAUUGAGGUCUUUGGCACAACACACAAAGAAUAACGUGAGAUCUUAUUCUCAAGCUAAGAAACUUUCUUCUUCAAUAACUACAAAGAGUGAGAAGAUGGAGAAAUCUGAAGAAUCAUUGAGAAAAGUUAUGUAUUUGAGCUGUUGGGGUCCAAAUUGAUUGUAAUUAAAUAGGAUUACUCUGUAUUUCGAAAAUUAUAUCAGAAAACUGCAAUACAUUGUGUUGAUAUAUUUCGAUGAACUUGUUCCUCUUA